GUGUUUUCUAAGGUGCCUUGAUUUCUUGAUAGUUUUCCUUUCCCCAUGCUAUUGAUCAUUUAGGAAAGUGAUUUGCAUACGAAAAGAACCGGGCAUACUGAGUUUGUAGAUAAGACUUCCGAGGCAGCCAAACCGAUAAGUUUAGAGGCUCCAAAAGUGGAUGAAGCUGCUACCUCAGAAGAGGCUCUCAAUGCAGAUGCAAGCCAAGAUGCAGAAAUGGUUGUUCCUGAGGUUGACAAAAAGCUUGUUGAGGAACUUGAAGCAAUGGGAUUUUCUACAGCUCGAGCAACACGUGCACUUCAUUAUUCUGGUAAUGCUAGCAUCGAGGCUGCCAUAAAUUGGAUAGUAGAGCAUGAGUCUGACCCUGACAUAGAUCAGAUGCCCUUGGUACCUGCCAAUACCAAAGUUGAGGCUCCUAAACCUUCUCUUACCCCAGAAGAACUGAAGGCUAAACAACAGGAGCUAAGGGAGAAAGCUCGCAAGAAGAAAGAAGAGGAAGAAAGGAGAAUGGAAAGAGAAAGAGAAAAGGAGAGAAUUCGCAUUGGCAAGGAGUUGCUAGAAGCAAAGAGGAUCGAAGAAGAGAAUGAGAGAAAACGGUUGCUGGCAUUGCGAAAAGCAGAAAAAGAGGAAGAGAGAAGGGCUAGAGAGAAAAUCAAGCAGAAGUUAGAAGAGGACAAGGCUGAAAGAAGGCGAAAACUUGGAUUGCCUCCGGAGGAACCUUCAGAAGCCAAACCCUCAACUGUUGUAGAGGAGAAAAAGAGUUUUCUGCCAGUUAGGCCUGCCACCAAAGCGGAACAAAUGAGAGAGUGCUUGCGUUCUCUCAAGCAGAACCACAAGGAGGACGAUACCAGAGUAAAGAAAGCAUUCCAAACCCUCCUUACUUAUGUGGGAAAUGUUGCCAGAAAUCCUGACGAGGAAAAAUUCAGAAAAAUCCGACUUAGUAACCAAACUUUUCAGGAACGAGUUGGUGCCUUGAAGGGGGGCAUUGAAUUUCUGGAGAUUUGUGGAUUUGAGAAGAUUGAUGGUGGUGAGUUUUUGUUUUUGCCCAGGGACAAAGUUGAGAUGGCAGUUCUGAAUUCAGCUGGGUCUGAACUAGACUCUGCAAUUAAGAAUCCCUUCUUUGGAGUUCUAUAGUUCAGCAACUGUUAUAUUCUGAAUCAGGCCUUACAAUUAUUAUUGUUCAAUGUUUCCAAGUCAAGUGUUUGUUCACCAAACUUGUGUUGUUUAACUUAUGCUUGUGUCGGAGAAAUUUUGGAGGUCUAUACAGAGCUGUUUAAAUUACGAGAGAAUCUUGUAUCUCUAUUCCAUGGGAUUUCGUUGGAGUAAAUUAUAAUACAAUAUAAAAUUAAAUAAGUAAUAGGCAAUUCUUACUUCCAUUUUACAC
Arachis stenosperma is the source of this 1384-nucleotide messenger RNA. RefSeq lists its product as uncharacterized. The transcript has 11 exons. Lineage: Eukaryota; Viridiplantae; Streptophyta; Magnoliopsida; Fabales; Fabaceae. Gene Ontology annotation, molecular function: protein binding. Bases 217 to 1134 code for a protein of 305 amino acids. The record is from RefSeq and is a predicted model, not a curated record.